Messenger RNA from Leishmania braziliensis MHOM/BR/75/M2904, 7209 nucleotides. RefSeq lists its product as hypothetical. The coding region runs from base 1 to 7209 and encodes 2402 amino acids. The transcript has a single exon. NCBI's taxonomy places the organism in Eukaryota, Euglenozoa, Kinetoplastea, Trypanosomatida, Trypanosomatidae. The record is from RefSeq and is a predicted model, not a curated record.
AUGUGUGGCGAACCCAUGCGCACGUGUGAGCGGCUCGCACUGCUGGUGGGUAUCGUCACCACCACCCUUCUUCUCCUCUCCACCCUAGGCUCCAUGGCGGCCGCUGGCCCUGUGACGACCAACCCGGUGCAGCCGCUGCUCGACAUUCCAUUCUUCGCCACCGGCACCGCCCUGAGUGGGGGCAGCAAGCUGUUCAUCUCCUCCGAUGCGACCUGCACAAAGAGCCUCACGACUACGUGCUCCGUGAAGAGCGAGGUAAGCGGCAGCAGCUUCGGCAAUGGCACCUGCAUCUUCACAGUGGGCAGUGCGGCGCUUGAAGUGAAGCUGACUUCCCCCCGGACCUCUGUGCCAGUGGCCUACUGGUGCGUCGGGAGCCCCGGCUCCGCAAAGGAGGUGGCCACGCUGCAGAUGCACAAGAUGGAGGUCACGCCCGAGUACGUCUUCAACAGCGAAGAAUCUGUGCUCACCUUUGGCAGCGCAGUGCCGGUGGGGACAACGGUGGGGUUUUACGCUGACGACCUCUGCAGGCUCUUAACUACGGGAGGCGGUCCCUUUAUGAUAGCCAAAGAGCGCACCGUGAAGUUGACGACGAAACUUUCCUCUUCUCCACUUUUUAUCUGCGCCUCUACCUUCACUGUGAACGGAUCCAGCACACGAGUCACCCUGGUCAAUACAGUGCUGCUGGCAAACCCCUACACGGUGAAUCCCGCCACGGGUGUGCGCCACCAAACCAUAGCCGUCUCGAGUUCAACGCAGCCCUAUGCGCAGUUCUACCUCUCCACCAGGGCACACUGCGCGGACCCCCGCCCAGUAUUCCAAAGCUCUAUUGCCGGCCAAAUGAUCAUGAAAGUCGACGUACCCCGUGGUGAGUACCUCUUCUGCGGCUCACGCGAUGUUUCGGAGAAUGGGGUGUAUAUCCCCGCCACCAAUACGUUUACCGUCUUGGAGUACGAUGUGGUGCCGCGCACGCUGUACAUCGGCAAGGUGACCGAUAUGUCCUUUGCCCUCGACGCUGUCCCGGUGCAGACUGCGCUCGAAGCAGUCCUCUCCACGUCCGAGGACUGCACUGCCGCCAGUAGCUGGCAGAACACGUGGGGUAACCCAAUGCAGUGGAGCGCGAAGCUGCUGGGUGUCCACUACGCCUGCGUGCGCAGAAAGGACAACACGGCCGCCGUCGGCUACGCGAGUGUCAUCAUCGCGACGGAUCCGCCCACCACCAUUUUUGCUCCCGCCACCCCGGUGCGCGGCGUGUCGCUGCGCGUCACACUCACGCACGUCAACGCGACUAAAGCCUUCUUUAUAGUCGGUCUGUUCGCCUCGCCGGACUGCAAAACGCUGCUCGUGAGGGGCACCGCCAGCCCGGCCACUAGCGCCAGCGCCAGUCUUGCCGUGCCGCUCACCGCCCCAGACAGCCUGCACUACUGCGUGUCGAACCCGCUGAACAGCGAUCCAGCCGUGCAAGAAGAAGUCGUGCGCUACCACAAGCUGGAGACACUUGCGCCACAACCGUUCGCCCUGCAGUACGCGCCGCUGCGCGUGGGCGCGCCGGCGACCAUCACGCUGGACAGCACGGUGCACCUCGCGAAGGGCACGACGGUGGCGCUGGUGCGCGCAGACGCCAGCAAACCGCCGUGCGAAGCCACCGACAUGCCGAUACUUGACGUCGCCGGCGCUGCUUUCGUGCUUGGCCCCAUCACGUUCCCCGAGGCCGGCACUUGGGACGUGUGCGUACGCGAGCCCGGCGCAGACUACCUCGCCGUGCAACGUGUGACUGUGUACGGCAAUGCGACCGUGACGCCGCGCGGCGUCGUCGCCGGCGUGGAAGGCGCCAUUGUCGUGCGCGGCCUCCCGCCAGGAGCCGCCGUGAUUGCCACCAGUGCCCCUCAGUGCGCCAGCGAUGCCAGUGUGCUGGGCAGAGCCACCACCAGCGCCGAGGGCGCCGCCACGCUCACGCUGAGGUGCGACAGCGUCGGCACCCUGCUGCUGUGCUGCGACUACCCCGGCACAGCGCUGCAGCCGGUGUUGCAGGCUGCAGGGAGCGUGCGCAGCGCCAGCCCGCGCGUCGCGCCGGCUGUCGUGUCACUCACAGCACAGACAGACGGCACGCAGCUGCUGAGCUUCGUGGCAGCAGGCGCCGCCGUGCUGGACGGCCACGCCGCCUACCUGCUGCCCGGCAAGUCAGCCUGCCCUAGUGGUACUGCCACCCCCGGCGCUGCCAUCGUGCUACCUGCGCUGAAGGUCGCUACUGGCAGUGACACGCCGCGCGCAUCCCUCGAGCUCCGAGCCGCCAUGGUGGGUACGCGCUACCUUGCCUGUGUUAACAUCAACGGCAGCUUCGUCGCUACCGGCACUGUCACCGUCGUGUUGCCCGCACCGCGCCUCGCAUUCGACCCCGCGCCGCUCGUCGCUGGCCUCCCUGCCACCAUCCGCCUCCUCGGCACCUACGCAAGCGCCGCACAGGUCGACACCUACGCUGUUGUCCGCGGCGACGUCGACUGUACCACCGACCUUGAUACCAAAGCGGUGCUCGCCCGCGGCUCCAUUGACCCUCACACCGGCGUCACCACGCCCUGCCUAGUACCGCAAGACGCGGUGCUGCUCACCCGGCUGCGCGUAUGCGUGGCACCGCGGCACAGCCUCGACGGCGCUGGCGCCAUCGGCUACGCUGCAGCCGGCGAGCUCGACGUCAUUGCCUUCGCACCUCUUAGCCCCUACGCACAGCUCCGGCGGCCCGCCAGCGACGUCACCGGCUGGCCCGUGCACACCGCAGCCGCGCAGUUCCUUGUGCGCUGCAGCACAGCCACGGACGACUGUCUCGCCACCCCAGCCGGCGCCAGCGCCGCGUGCGCGACAGCCGCCACGCGUUAUAGCGUCGGUGGCACCACACAAGGUGACCUGUUCGCGCCACGCGGCAGCUACUUGUUGUGCCAGAGCGCCACCCUUGACGGCGUCAUGGGCACCGUCGCAGCCAACGCUACCGUCGGCGUCGUGGAUGCCUUCGCCAUGACCACCGACGCCGACCUCACACGGAUACGCUCUUACGUGCCCUUCGGUGCCAACAUCAACGGCGGUCCCAUGGGCACCACCUUCUACUCAGUCGUCGUGCAGCCCGCGAGUGUACCCUGCAGCAUCGCAGUCAACGAAUCGCAGACCUUCACCUCAAGCGAGAGCUCCAUCAUCAUCAACAUCAGUGACAUCGAGCCGCAUAUCGACGUCCACUUCUGCGCCGGACCCACCACCACGAGCAGCCGCAUCGAGGCGAUGCGCGCCACGCUGCACCACUACAUGAGCCCUGCCUAUAUUUUCGCCGACACGCUCACCACCAUCGACCUGCCAGCGCAGAGCGCAGGAACCUCCGCGCUGCUCUCGUCCUCGCGCAGCUUGCCUCUCCCCGUGCAGGGCGGAAGCAGGAGGCCUUUGAGUGGCAACCGCGUCAGCUUCACUGUCGAUGGCUGCGGGGAGAACGAAAACAUCACAGAGCUCUUCUACCACGAAUUCAACGGCGCCUGGUCGGCACCACGUGGGCGCAUGCUGCUGAUAAGGACAAGCAGCUGCAGAGGCGGCGCCGGAGCGGUCAACAUCCGCACCGUCGACGCUGCGCCAGGCACUCCUAUCAGCGAUGCCGGCAUUGACACGCGGUUCCUGGCCGUCGCCGGCAUCGGUACCAGCAAUAGCAGCGCGUCGCUACCGGGCAUCGGCGUGUUGUCCACGGGCUACGCGCCGGCUAUGGGCGAGGACGCCGCCUUCCACGUGUGGGCACACCCUAUUGGCGACCCGCACGCACUCUUCACAACUGCCACGGCGACACUGCGGGUGCGCAACUGGGCCGUCACGCCGGCGUACGCGCUCAGCCGUUACAACGCCACUGUCGGCGCGGCGCCGCACACGUUAUUGCACAUUAACGACGCGACACCGCCCGGCUGCACCUUCUUUAGCCAGUCCCAGCGCUGUGACAAUAGCCUCGGCGACGCCGCGGAGAUGGGCACGUCAACGCAGGCCGCUGUCUACAGUGCCACGGGCGUGAGUGGGCCGGUGUACGUGUGCACCUGUCACCCGCAGACCGGCGCACCGCUGGCCGUGGCGAGCUUUACAUCGCUGCUGCUGCCACAGGUGCUGCAAGCAUCGCCCGCCAUCGUGCGGGGUGCCAACUAUAUCGCCACGCUGCAGGCGAAAGGCUACACGCUGCAGACAACCAGCACGUUCCUCUCCCACGACCACUGCGUCGGGUCUCUGCCGCUUCAACCCACUGGGGCGUCGACUGCCGCGGUCCUGUCGGUGUCUUUCGGCACGGCGAGCAUCGAACAGAAGGUGGAGAGAGUGAGCCUGUGCGUGCGCACCCCGGCCGGCACCGGUGCCGCAAUCGCUAACGUGCCGGUGGCGUCCGGUAGCAUGUGGCCCACGCAGUUCGCGGUCGGCGCCACCGGAGCCGCCAUCUUCAUGCCACUGUCACCGCGCACCACCUUCCAGCUGAGCGCCACCGCCACUGGCUGCACCGACGUCAGCGGCAUGCCUACCUUCUCCACCGAUGCUGAGGGCUACGGUACUCUGUCACUGCUGAGGGCCAACGGCGACGCCCUGCCCCUGGGCUGCUACGCUGUGUGUGCUGGCACGCCAACUCGUGCGGCAGCGGCGCUGGAGGUCAUUGAAGUGGUGCCGGCGGCGCACUUCGACGUGCGCGGCACCAUCUUCGUCCUUGGCGUGCCCAGCCGCAUGGAGCUGCAGCAGGAUCUGCGCACCGCCGACCUCAUCGCCGGCUUCAGCACAACCGCCGCCUGCAGCCCCAUCACCACUGACCACGGUACCUGGGCAGCGCUGUCCAGCACUGCCAUCGAGGUGCAGGCGACAGCGGUGAGCACCACAGGCGUGUUCCUGUGUGCGCAGGUGCCUGCGAACGGCACCGUUGUCGCGUUGCCGCACUCGUCGGCGUCGCCUGGCCCCAUCACCUUUCUGCAGCUGGCGAUGGCGCUGCCGACAGGCAGCUGGGACACUUGCACUGACUACUUGGUGAACCAAUGCUACCCGCCCGGAAGCGCCGGCAGCACGGCCGCUGACGUGCUAACCGUGGUGCACGGCGACUGCUGCGAUCGCACGGCGCAGGCACGGGCAGUGGGCAGCGCCAGCAUGGCCAGCGGCAUGUGUCGCCUGCGGCUAGAUGCGGCAAAAGUGGCAGCGUACGCCACCGACACGAGCUUUGGCGUGUGCGCCUGGAACCUCGACAAUAGCUCCGCCUGUGCGACGCUGCGUCGGGUGACGGUGACCACGAACUGCACGCCGAGCAAGGUAGGCCGUGGCGCCAGAAUGAGCAGCGGCGCGGUGGCUGGCAUCGUGAUGGCGUGCACAGCGAGCAGUGUCGCACUGCUGGUGUGCGCUAUGUGGCUCGCGUGGCGCUUGUGCGGUGCGAGGAAGAGAAACAACGACACGCAGAGCGAUGAGGAGAGCCCCUCCUUCGGUGAUGCAGCUGACACGGCGAGUGCUAGAGAGCAGCGGCAACGGCUCGGACCACUGUGGAACCCGCUUGAUAACGCGGCCAAGGAUGUCAUGCUCUCGGGGCGGGGUGGUGGCGAGGAAGUGGCGUCGGCGAAAUGGCUCACCCCUACAAUGCCGCUCUCGAGCUCGAGGGUGACCGCGGGGAGCGUGGAGGUACCGCAGGAUGGGACGCCAAACUGCAUGGACGACUUACCUGACGUCAUCACUAAGUACUACAGCUUUCUGGACGACUCGGACUUCGACUACGAGACAGUGUCGCAAAUCCCCGGCGAGGGCGAGCCUAGCACGAUGGACGAGGAGCUCGAGGCGAUGCUGGCCGUGCCACGUGCGAGUGCUCUGCCCGAAGAGCUCGAGGCGAAGCGGCGGGCAGAACUGCGCGUUGUGGCGGACCGAAACGCAACGUUGUUGGCGGUACGGGAGGAGAGGCACCGCAUGGAGGAGGAAGACCCCGUAAAGCUGAAGGUGAUUCUCCUACAGGAACGGGAGGAGUGGACGAGAGCGGCGCUCGAGAGUCGCUACCGUCGGGCCGACUACAACCUCACGGUGCUGUUCAAGUCUAGCCUGGAGUACAACAACGCGCUGUGGAGGAAGCGUUGGGGAGAGUUGUCCGAGUCGCCCUCCGAUGAAAGUGAGCUGCUGUCAGUGGGGUCGUGGGACGUGGCGCCGCUGGCACCGCUCGAUUAUGAGCGCGAUCGCUGCAUGGACGUGCGGCUUUCGCCAUCAAAGUCUCACGCGUCCGUCUAUUCCCCCACUGCGAGUUUUCAGUACAGCAUCAGCAAGGGCCCCGUCCUCCAGCAGCCGCAGCUUCUCACAACGGGCUUACCACCUGCGCGAAGUUGGUCGGCAGGAUCGCAGUCCUCAGCGGCGGAGACGCAGCCGUCCCCUUGUUCGUCCAAUGACCUCUACCACAGGCGGCGCUUUUUGGAGUUUCCGUUUGUCACCAACUCGCUCCAAACACUCAUCGGGGGCGACAAGAACCUUCCAGAGCCGGUGUUCCUGCGAGGCUUGACGUUGAUAGACCUCCAGGCCUUCCACCCGAAGCACCGCUGGCUUGUCGACCCGCCCCAGCCCUCCCACAGUGCCAACCUCCUCCCAGAAAGGAAGGGGAUGUGGGCGUUUAUGGCGCCCGGCUCCACCGUGCCUUUUGUGCGCCGCUACUUGACGCUGCUCGAGGAGGAGUUCCGCAGGCGGAGAAGGGCUUUGCAAGCGAACGCCACUUUCUGGAAGCGCGUCUUCUGGGAGAAGCGGAAUGUGCCCGUCUUCUCGACAUUUGAAGAGGUGCAGCCGGUGUACAACUUCGACGACGCCCGCUCCUUCUGCACAACCUCCCUUGAGUACCGCAACUUGAGUAGCUCCGAGAACAGCAGGACGCGCUUAUGGAAGGCGGAUGUGCGCGUGCGAUUCCCCUCUCGCUCCCUCUCUCCCCCUCCCCUCUUUUCUCUCCUUCAUCUUUUCUUCUUCUCCCUCUCUUUUUUUUGGCCCUGCUGCUCUGUGGCGUCCCCGCCAUCGUCAUCGUUGUCGUUUUACGCGGUUCUCGUCGUGCUCAGUACUACGCCCCAUCUCGUGUGUUUUAUUUUAUUUUUGCUGCCGUUCUUUCACUCGGUGCGCAAUGGACGUGCCCGUGUGUGUGUGUGUGUGUGUGUGUGCCCGUACGCAGCACAGCCGUGGCUCUUUCUCCAGUCAAUCUUCAUUGUCCUCCAUACUAGUGUUGCUGUGCCCUGA